UUCAUAUCGCAGUUCAAGUUCCACAAACCACCAUAUGCCUAUGUCUCAGUGGCUCUUACGCGCUACUAUUGGGUCUGCGUCUGCAUUUGCGGCGCAGCGUUUCUGUUCGCAUUAAGCCAACCGAUUGCGGUUUGUCCAACUGCUGAAAGAUGCCAAUAUUACCGCACGUCAUCAUGGGCAAUCGCGUUGGAGGUGGCUCUGACAGUCAUUGAUAUAAUUACCGACUUCCUUGUGAUGUUGAUUCCGGUAUCUCUCAUUUUCAUGGCCAACUUCUCACGCCUCCACUCACUCAUCAACGGUGUCUUCAAAGGGCUUUCUAUCUUCAGCAUCAUCGUCGCAGCAACCCGGCUGGCCUUCAUACUGUCCCGACAUUCUCCUCGAAUUGACUAUGUUGGCCUCGUCUUUCUGCUCCAAGUGGAAGGCGCCGUGGCUAUUUCAAUGGCUAGUAUCUCCAGCUAUCGGGUUAUUAUUCUG
Messenger RNA from Westerdykella ornata, 474 nucleotides. RefSeq lists its product as uncharacterized. The record is from RefSeq and is a predicted model, not a curated record. NCBI's taxonomy places the organism in Eukaryota, Fungi, Ascomycota, Dothideomycetes, Pleosporales, Sporormiaceae. The annotation marks the transcript as partial. The transcript has 3 exons.